GGCGGAGCGGAGGCUGCCGGGGCCCGGCGGGGGUGGCGCUCGCCUCCGCCUCCUGCCGGACGGAGUCCCAGCCCCGCCGCAGGCAGCCCGGCCGGCUGGCGAGCGACGGAGGAAGGGCACGGUACAGCCGCGCAGGAACGGCGGGCUCCUUCGCUCCCAGGUCGCGGACAUUUUACUGCACUUUGACUGCAUCUUUACAGUUCCAAGAUUCUGUUAACGGAGGAGCCCUUUGCUAGCAUCAGGCUCUGAGUUGCUAUGUGAGAUGAACUGGAUUUGUUUACUUGCCUGUCUAAAUGUAAGAACUGCCUUUCACUAUGUGUUAUUUGAAGAUUCCUAAAAUGAUGUACCAACUCUUGAUCGUGGAGGACUGUAUUCAUCUGGAUAAUUCAUGGCAUUGUCUCUCCUGAUAUGUGAUUUCUGAGAUGAUUACAACUGUAACUCAGUAUUCAGUAACCUGAUGAAGUAUCAAUGCAAGUUCUUAUCCUAAAGCCUAACACUUAGAGGAUCAGCGUUCUGUGCUGUAGUAUUCAUUUAUGAAAGUCACCUCAUCCUACCUUGGUGGAUGGCUUAGCCUCUUGAAGAGCUCAAGACUCUUGGAUGACCACACUUUAUGCAAAAUCUGGAAUCUUCCUGCCUGGACUCCUUUCUGUUUUCUAAGGGUAACUACCUGUUCAUGUUGGGGAGAGGUCUAAAACGCAAGCUGAGUGACUAUGAGGAGAACAUGGCUGGUCUCUCGAGUGCCUUUGAUUCCAGUCGAAAUCUGCCCUAUCCACUUAAGAGGCAGCUGGUGCUCAAUAUGUGCCUCACCAAGUUACAGACCUACAAAAUGCUGGUGGAACCGAACUUGCACCGCUCUGUCCUCAUCGCCAACACCGUACGGCAGAUCCAAGAGGAGAUGAGGCAGGAGAGUAAUCAGCAGCCCAUGAAUGUCUGCCCUGGCAUUGCUCCUAUUUCUCACAGCUACGCAGGGAUGGAGCCUUCUGGGAUUUCCCUUCAGUUGCCUUCAGGUAUUAGUCAGCAAGAGUCUAACUGUUGCGACUUGCGGUCUGUGGAAGACCCGAUUGAAAACAGCCUGCUGAUCGUUUCAGAUGAUGACAUGUCAUCUGCUAUUUCAUCCAUUCUGAAGGAUUUAGACUUCGUAGAAGAUAUAAGCCCACCUACUUGUCUGGUUCCCGCUGGAGAUGACCAGCCAAAGUUUCCAGAAAACACUGCUCUCAAACUAGAAGACGAUCGGCAGGAUUUGAAGGGAGCCGAAUGCGUGUUUGGUUCCUUUGAGAUCUCAAAUUCCACCAGUUACUUGAAGGAUUUGGCAAUAGAUGACAUUUUUGAAGACAUUGACACUUCGAUGUAUGAUUCGGACUUUUGCUGCCCUCCGCUAGCGCCACCCAGGUCACCGUCUCUCGCUGUGGAAGAGCCACUGAAAACCUUUCCAUCCUGUAAUUCUUCUGCAGCAAACAACAUUCAGCUGUGUAGAACGGAUCUGAGCGAGUUGGACCACAUCAUGGAGAUUCUAGUUGGAUCCUGAUACUUGUUUUUACCCAAAGAUACUUGUUUAACUGCCACUUGUUUGGUUUCAGGAUGAAAGCCACUGGAGAGAAGGUGUAAAGAAUUCUUUAAAACACAAACUAAAAAGAAUUUACACGUAGUGGGAUUUCCUAAAGAAUUCCAAAACUUAGAAACACAAAAAGUGGCAGAUGGUUGGUUGUUUUUUUAAGAGAGAAGAAAUAUUUAUUUAUCAGAACCGUGCAAUCAUCUUUUUUCCUUGCAGGGUAUCCGUGGGACGUUAGGCACGUGCCCUUACCACCCCUCACGCCUCUUUCCAGAAACCUUUUUUUUUUACGUGCAAUUUUUAAUUUGUCAGAAGAAUUUACAUGCAAAACGAAUUUCUUACGAGAGAUGGUCCUUUUACAAAAAGCCUCCACUUUAUUUUUUCAUAGCAGAGCCCGUGGCGGGUCGGCGCGGGUCAGGCGCCGCGUGGGUCGGAGCGCGCGGAUCGCAGGCGCGGCGCCGCCGCAGCUUUGGGGAGAUUUUAAAGACAAGACGCGCUUUUGGCUGGCUUUUGGUCAGAAAAGCAGGAUGGAGACACUCGUGGACGCCGUCUCUUGCGUUUUCUAAAGCGUUCAGAACUAUUUAUUUUUGUAAAUUUUAUAAGUCUUUCUACGUUUUACUACGUUAUUUCACCAUAGUUCAAAUUAUAACGGACUCCUAGUCGGAUGUGUUUAGCACUACCUCUGAGCUGAAAUGCUUUAACUCUUUCCAGUGCUUCAUCUAAGACUGCAGAUCUUUAUUCUCAUUUCUGGUGGGUUUUAUUUUUCUGGGGGAAGCGGGGGGGGAAAAAUACUUUCUAACUCAUUAAGCUGUUCCUUUGACAGUGACCUAGCUGAUUUGUGAAAUCAAGGGUAUUCAAUGUUUAAAACCUUUUUAAGUAUUUACAAAUGUAAUUUAUACGUAGAUUGUGCAAUUUAACAUGGGGUUUUUUUUCCCUGUCAGUAUUACGUGCUUAGAUUUUGGAAUAAUCUCAGCGUUCUUUAAAUUAAAACUUUACUAUGUACAGGUAGCUUUUUAAUCUCUUUUGGAAAACACUGUCCUUGCAACCCUGCUUUCACUACAGAGUUUUAAGAUGAUUUUUCUUUUGUAAUGUGCAAUAUUAUUUAUAAAGAUACACGUUUGUAUACCUGGCAUUUGUGGGAAGAAACGCUUCGAACUUAAAACUUUCUAGCACCUUUGGAGGAUACUGGAGAGAGUCAACGUUUCUGUAUCCUUUAAGAAACAAAGCUGAGAAUGCUUCUUGUUCCACCAGUGCUUACAGCUUGGAAUACUCCUGAAGUACUCAUUGAUGCGUGGUGAGUGGAGGCUGUGGCUGCUCCCGUGGUGCUCGGGCUGAGCUGGGGGGCAGCACGUGUGUCUGUCUGGGGCAGGAGUCGUCUGUAAGUACAUACAAGUGCACUCAUGAACUGAAGAUAUUUGCAGUGAGGACUGUUUGUUUUUUUCCAUAAGCCAGCUUGGAACACCGUGUUUCAUCUUGAACAGAGGUUUAGAUUGGUCCUGGCUGGCAUCAUCUGAACAACACACUUGCACACGAGUGUUAGGUUUUGGGGGGGCGGG
This is a messenger RNA of Colius striatus (speckled mousebird), 3105 nucleotides long. RefSeq names its product SERTA domain-containing protein 2-like. Gene Ontology annotation, molecular function: transcription regulator activity. The transcript is spliced from 5 exons. The coding region runs from base 611 to 1525 and encodes 304 amino acids. Lineage: Eukaryota; Metazoa; Chordata; Aves; Coliiformes; Coliidae. The record is from RefSeq and is a predicted model, not a curated record. Gene Ontology annotation, cellular component: nucleus.